This is a messenger RNA of Sesamum indicum (sesame), 3275 nucleotides long. Its product is annotated as bZIP transcription factor (DUF630 and DUF632). The record is from RefSeq and is a predicted model, not a curated record. NCBI's taxonomy places the organism in Eukaryota, Viridiplantae, Streptophyta, Magnoliopsida, Lamiales, Pedaliaceae.
GUGUGGGUGGGCCAAUCUCUACUCUUGAUCCCUCAUUUGCUUGCGGAGGAAGAACAGUAGGAGAGAUAGAUGCCGAUUGCCGCCUCCUCCGCGUAAAAGUGACGCCUUUUCUUCCGUUAUUACUUUCUUCCUAGUGUCUUUUCACGUUCAGAGGAAAGCCCUGCUGCAAGAAUACAAGAAUAUUUAAUACAAACCACUGCACGGAAAAAAUUAACACAACACGACGAAUCAAGAUUGGCAUUUUUACUGGGGGUAUUUUUAUAGUACUCAAGAGGAAACAGUACAAAAUUCCAUUACUUUGCUAAGUCAGCGAGGGCCCACUGACCACGCAGCUCUAUUGUGUCUCCGUCUGCCCAAAUACCCUUUUUUCAUUACCAUUGCAUGCAAACCUGGUACAUCGCCCUCCCCUCUAUCCCCUCAUCCCUGAUUUGGUCUGUCACACACUCGUACACAGUCCCCUAAACGGGUUUCUCAUUGUGUGUGAAGAAUUCUUGCACCGAAAUCCAGGACUUGUAUUCAUAGCCAAUUUGAGUUCAGUUUCUGAUGAGCUUUUAUCAGUUACAUGUUGUAGGACAAUUUAAAACGAAGGAAGAAGUCUGUAUGCUGAAUUGACGGUUGAAAGAAAACCCUGAUUGCAUUAAUGGGAGCUUCAAAUUCUAGAUUGGAAGAAGACAAGGGCCUGCAGCUUUGCCGUGCAAGGAAGAAAUUUAUCAAACAAGCACUUAACGGUAGGUGUUCUCUUGCUGCAGCUCAUAUUGCAUAUAUAGAGGAACUGAAAAUUGUCGGAGCUGCUUUAAGGAGAUUCGUGGAAACUGAUGCUCAAGUUGAAACUGCCGUAUAUCCUUCAAGAAGUCCGACUCCUGAGCCACGUGCUUUGACAGAGAAUUCUGUCUCCCAAUUAUCUUUGUCAUCUCGAUCUCUAUCACAACAUGUGGAUGCAGCAACAAAUAUCCCACCAUCUCCUUCAACCCCUGUCUCAAUUAAAUACCAGUCCCAUCAUAUGAAAUUUAGAGGUACAUUUUCCAGGAAAGUUGAAGAAAAGCCUCCUGUGCCUGUCACUGUAUCAGUUUCUUCAACGACUCCUCCUAGCACCACUCCUCGCUCCACCGAGGCACCGGAAGCAUCGUCAUUUGAAACUCCUUCUAUCCCACCAGAAACUCCACCAUGGGAUUAUUUUGGUCUUUUUCAUCCAAUUGACAAUCAUUUGUCUUCACAAGAAGGAAGGGAAUUUGAUCAGGGAUCAGAGAACUCUGAUGAGACAAGACAUCUUAGAGUAGAGGAGGGAGUUCCUGAAAUGGAAGAUGUAGAAGACAAGCUCUCCUCUCAUGGAAUAGAAGAAUCUCAGAUGUCAGAAGAUGAAUUUGAUGAACCCUCCUCAGCUACCCUUGUUCGAAGUUUUAAAAAUGUCAACAGGGAAAAUGUUGCCAAUGGUGAUUCACCCCUUAUAUCUUCGGAGCAUAGAACAUCAGAAACCAAGUUUGCAAAAUUUGAAAAUGUAAAUGAAGAAAAAGAAAAUCUCAUCAGUGGAGAUUCACCCAUUAGGUCAUCCGAAAGUGUAAUAUCAGAAAUCAAGUUUGUGAAUGGGAAGAAAAACAACUCUCCUGAUUUAUCACCGUUACGAACUGCAUCCUCAAGAUUUGUGCAAUUGAAUGAUGUGAAGAUAACACCAAUAAAACAAAGUGAAGUUGAAGAUAAAGUUGUACCUAAGGACUUCUUUUCGAGCAUGAAGGACAUCGAACAGCUUUUUGUUAAAGCAUCUGAAUCAGGAAAAGAAGUUCCGCGGAUGCUUGAAGCAAAUAAAUUCCAUUUCCGUCCAGUAGUGCCUGGAAGAGAAAGUGGAUCAGUUACCUCAUCAUUACUGAAAUCUUGUUUCUCUUGUGGGGAGGAUCCAAGUGAGGUUCCACAAGAGCCGACUCAAACUUCUGUCAAGUACUUAACUUGGCAUCGGACAACAUCGUCUCGUUCUGCUUCAUCUCGGAAUCUUCUAGGUGCCAACUCCACUGAUGGUGUCGAUGAUCUUAGUAAUAAUCUCUUUGACAACUUCUGCAUGGUCUCUGGAAGCCAUGCCUCAACCUUGGAUAGGCUUUAUGCAUGGGAGAAGAAGCUUUACGACGAAGUUAAGGCUGGUCAGGUACUUAGAAGCAAUUUUGAUCAGAAGUGCAAACUUCUUCGGCAGCAAGAAUCACGGGGAGAGAAUACCGACAAGACACGUGCUGGAGUGAAGGAUCUACAUUCACGGAUCAAAGUAGCAAUUCACAGAAUCGACUCCAUCUCAAAGAAAAUUGAAGAAAUUAGAGAUAAAGAGCUUCAACCACAACUCGAGGAGUUAAUUGAAGGACUAAGGAAGAUGUGGGAAAAUAUGCUGGAAUGCCACAGCCUUCAAUUUCAUGUCAUAUCCGUAUCUCAUACCCCCGCAGGUGCUAAAAUCACUAUACAGACGGACGCGCGAAGACAGAUCACCAUCCACCUCGAAAACGAACUGAGCUCUUUAUUAUCCACCUUCACAAAAUGGAUCGGUGCACAGAAACUAUACGUGGAAACUAUUGAUAAGUGGCUUUUCAAGUGCGUCUCUCUUCCGCAGACCACGUCCAAGAGGAACAAAAGGAUGAAACCUCCGCCUCUAAGAAACUGGGGUCCGCCAAUAUACAUGAUAUGUGGGGCCUGGCUGGAGAUGAUCGAUGAACUGCCAACUAAAGGCGUUACUGAUUCUAUCAGGGACUUGGCAGCUGAGGUUGCUCACUUUCUGCCCCAUCAAGAGAAGAACCAUGGGAAGGCCGGGAAUCAGUCUCUGAACGGGCCAUCCCUAGCUGGAACCAAUGAUGACUCAGGUAUAAAUUUGUUGAGAGACAACGUUGCUGAGGACUGGAUACCUGCACUCGAUCGUUUCAGGACGAGCUUAGCUGGUUUUCUUGGGCAGCUGAACAACUUCGCCGAGUGUUCUGUGAAGAUGUUUACCGACCUGCAGAAAUCCAUCGAGGAAGCAAAGAAUAACUAUGAACAGUUCAAAUCCCAGCAGCAGUAGUGAUAGAUUAUACAGGUCAAGAUUAUGGGAUAAAAUCAGAGGGAAAUAAAGAAUGAAGUUGAUAUAUAGGUAUAGAAUGAAGGAUGAAUAGUGGUAUUUGUACAUUAGGUGUCAAAAAAAUAAAAGGGUAUUUGGUAUACAUAUGUUAGUUAAAUAGGUUUGAACUUGUGUUGAAUCUGAGCUUUUGUGUAAAGCUUCAGACAUGGACAUCAAUUACUUUCCUUAAUUUAUGCUACAUUUUUGUUUUGAGUUG